UCACAGGCUUAUCGCAGGGAAGACUCAGGAGAGAAGAUGGUUCAGGUACUCCGGCCAUUGAGUUUGAAGCACUGGCCGUUUGUUAGACUACAGCGGCACUACUACCGUUGCUCCGGCGAUAUGCUUCGACAUCUCAUCCUCCCUCCCUUAUCCCCUUUCAGACUCAGUCUUCUGCAGCAGCAGCAGAAGAACAAGCUCUUCUAUGCCACACUUCCUUCCUCUCGUCGGGACUUUGGUUUGCGAUCGCAGGGCUUGCGGUUGCCGGAAGCUGGAGAAACAGAUGAUCUCCAAGAAGGCCAGAGUGAGUCGGAUUACCUGAAUCAGAAGAGCCGCAACGAGAAGAAGCGAGAGGCUCGCCGUGCCGUUCGAUGGGGGAUGGAACUCGCUACCUUCUCUACUCCUCAAAUCAAACAAAUUUUAAGAGUGGCCUCGCUCGACCGAGAGGUUUUCGAUGCCCUCAUGUUAGUCAAGAGGUUUGGGCCCGAUGUCCGGGAAGGAAAACGAAGACAGUUCAACUAUAUAGGGAGACAAUUACGAAACGUGCAACCUGAAUUGAUGGAUGCUUUAAUCCAAGCCUCGAAAGAUGGUGACCAGAGUAAGCUGCAGGCUUUAUCUGGUACAAGGUCAUUGAUUGUUGAAGAGGAGGAUGAGGAAGAGUGGGAAGAAACUAAAUUUGAGGAGGAAGAGGAGGGGUGCUCCAGUUAUAUUGAUGUUGCAACCAGAUGGUUCGAAGGCCUCAUUGAGAAGGACUCUGACAUCACAAAUGAAGUUUAUUCAGUUCACAGUGUUGAAUUUGACCGUCAGGAGCUCCGCAAACUUGUAAGGCAAGUACACUCUAUGCAAGAGCGCCAAGUAAGUGAAGAAAAAGAGGGAGAAGUUGACAUGGCAUUGGCUAGGGCAAAGAAGUCUCUUACUCAUUUCCUUCGGACUCUUGCGAAGCAGUUGUCAGCAGAGUAAUAUUGCUUUUGAUCAGUCCUAUCAAUUUUUUAUUUUGCAGUGUAAUUUAUAGUAGGUAAGCUGCUUGAAGCAGGGAGAAGGGAGUCCUCGAACAGUUUGUGAGAUUGCAGCAAGUCGUUUGAGGAAAUACACUGUAAGAAGCUGCAAUGGUAGUAUCUUGAGGAAGAACUUUUUGGUCUUCAUUCAGAACAACCACGGUAGUUAUGAAGUAAGAACACAAUUUAUGGUCUCUAUGUUUCACACCUGAAUAUGCUUCCUCAGCAUAUGAUUCCAACUAAAUGGUACUGCAAGCACACGUCGAGGUUGCUUGCAGAGCAGUACCUCUUCCUCUCGGAGAAUGACAAAGUUAGAUUGUAUUUAAACAUUUGAUUUCAAUUGAGGAUCAAAUGUUAUUUAACAUUUGAUUUCAGCCUCUUCAAAGAUAUUUGUGGUGCAUCAGUUCUACGCAGACAAACAUUCAUUCAGACUUCUGCAGUCGAAACACAGCACCUUGCUCUCUGUUAAAACUACAUUCGGACUUAAAAUUAUUGGAGUUUUAUGGAAUAAGUGCUGCUGCUGUUGUAACACAGAAUUGUUUGAGCUUUGCUGAACUAUACAUGUCCCCUUGCACUAUACUGUUCUUGGUGUCGUAUUAUGCUAAUAGGGAACCAUAAUAGAAGUGGGGAACAUAAAUGUAAAAUCAUCAUCUACAGCUCAAUAAUUGUGGUCUCUCUCUCUCUCUCAAGAAAUUGCUGCUUGGUCGCAUGACCCUUGCAUCAGCAUGGUGUCAAUCACAGUAAGUUUUGUAGGGUGGUCCGCAUUGAAGACUUUUGCUAAGGGAGUCAUCCAUUUUGGCUAUGUGGAGGCACUAUUUCGAUCAUUGGAUAUUGAGGGAGUGAUCUUCGAUUGGUCUUGUGUUUUGGAGUCAAUUUCAAUUCAAUAUUCCCCACUAUGUCAGCUGUCCAUUUUUUUUUGUUCUCUA
Messenger RNA from Macadamia integrifolia, 1918 nucleotides. RefSeq lists its product as uncharacterized. NCBI's taxonomy places the organism in Eukaryota, Viridiplantae, Streptophyta, Magnoliopsida, Proteales, Proteaceae. Bases 37 to 957 code for a protein of 306 amino acids. The transcript is spliced from 8 exons. The record is from RefSeq and is a predicted model, not a curated record.